AGAGAGAGAUAGAGAGAGAGAGAGAAUAGGCGAGGGAGAAUCAGCGGAGACCCCGCCCUCUUCCCUGGACAGCGAUUGUUGCAAGAAAAACAAAAGAGAGGGGUGGAAAAAGACUUUCUUUUUCUUUUCCUUUUCACUUUCCAUAGAGAGAAGAAAUGUGGGAAUCGAUCUGCCUGACGGUGGCGGCCACCGCCGGCAACAACAUCGGAAAAGUCCUCCAGAAGAAGGGCACCAUCAUCCUCCCUCCUCUCUCUUUCAAGCUCAAGGUCAUUAGGGCGUAUAUUUUCAACAAACUAUGGUUUGCAGGUUUCAUUAUGGAUAUUUUUGGGGCAUUAUUGAUGUUGCAAGCAUUAUCUCAAGCUCCUGUAUCUGUCAUUCAACCGGUUUCUGGUUGUGGACUCGCAGUUCUUUCAGUUUUUUCCCAUUUUUAUUUGAAGGAAACCAUGAAUACCAUUGACUGGAUUGGUAUAGCCUUAGCUGGUAUUGGCACCAUAGGGGUUGGGGCGGGAGGAGAAGAGCAAAAGAGUGCUCCAGUUUCGAUUUUCCAUUUGCCUUUGCUGGCUUGUAUCGUCGUGUUCUUGUUUGUAUUACUAAACGGAUGGUUGCAUAUAUAUAGACGUCAACGAAGAGAACAGGAGCUGAUGCAGUCUGAAGUGACUGAAGAAAUUAUAUAUGGCUUGGAAUCUGGCAUUUUAUUUGGGAUGGCGGCUGUAAUUUCGAAGAUGGGAUUUCUUUUUGUUGAGCAAGGAUUCUCGAAAUUGUUGAUUCCCAUUUGCAUUUCAAUCAGUAUAUGCUGUAGUGGUACUGGAUUCGUAUACCAGACAAGGGGCUUGAAGCACGGGAGAGCAAUCGUAGUUUCUACAUGUGCGGCUGUGGCAUCAAUUAUGACUGGAGUACUCGCCGGUAUGUUUGUACUAGGUGAACAAUUACCGUCUUCUCCUGUCCCAUGCUCAUUGCUUCUGCUUGGAUGGUUCUUUAUUAUCACGGGUGUGAUUUUAUUGGUGUUAUCGUCGAAGCUGGUACCCUACUUACCUAGGGUUUUAAGGCGGUUAGUGCAAAAUGGGAGUGAGAGGAAUUUCGGAGGUGGUAGAAGUAGACCAGGAUCUGUACAUGCUUCUCGCGAUUCAAGUCCAAGUGCCAUUAUUCACACAACAACAUUACACCAUUUGAUGGCAUCUCCAUCAUCAAAAGAGAAAGCUUAAUAUCAGAUCAAAGGUGUUGAAUUUUUAUUUUUAUUUUUGGUUCAAUGGAUUUGUUUUGAUUCAUAAUACUUAGCAGUUGCUGAAGACUUUUUUUAAUAGCUAUGUUUGCUUUAUUAGAGAUUAUAGAGUUGGAACUCUACUCUGUAUAUAUCAAAGAAGAAUAUUAAUUUCUGUGUCA
This is a messenger RNA of Impatiens glandulifera, 1380 nucleotides long. RefSeq names its product probable magnesium transporter NIPA9. Gene Ontology annotation, molecular function: magnesium ion transmembrane transporter activity. Bases 156 to 1202 code for a protein of 348 amino acids. Gene Ontology annotation, biological process: magnesium ion transport. The transcript has 9 exons. NCBI's taxonomy places the organism in Eukaryota, Viridiplantae, Streptophyta, Magnoliopsida, Ericales, Balsaminaceae. Gene Ontology annotation, cellular component: membrane. The record is from RefSeq and is a predicted model, not a curated record.